Molecule: messenger RNA, 369 nt
Organism: Protopolystoma xenopodis
Lineage: Eukaryota; Metazoa; Platyhelminthes; Monogenea; Polystomatidea; Polystomatidae
Source: the annotation of a GenBank genome assembly
ACCCUUUUGGGCUACGUGACUUCGAGCCCAAGUUUAACCACACAAACACUGAGAUGGCACGGUUUUGUCUGUCUCUUUCAUUGGCUGCCUCGGCAGACCAGUUGUCAAGCUGAGUCUGAGCGUUCACACGUUAGUAACUGGGAUUCUGACGGCUUCAGUCUCCGUCCCGUCGGCUGCACCUUCGCCGGACAGAGGAUCCGUCUGUCUGACUGUAUGUAUGUCGACAGGCCGGCCGGUUGGCCUGACUUCCUAUUCUGUCGGCGAAUGUGCAUGUCUCUAUCCCGCACAUUGAUUUGGAAUUUGGCGAAUAAUCCGUUUAUCUCCACCUUGUUUGAACCUUGCCCACUGGGCAUGCAACGGCACACUUAA